This is a messenger RNA of Metarhizium robertsii ARSEF 23, 1140 nucleotides long. RefSeq names its product allantoin catabolism protein. Gene Ontology annotation, molecular function: ureidoglycine aminohydrolase activity. The transcript has a single exon. Lineage: Eukaryota; Fungi; Ascomycota; Sordariomycetes; Hypocreales; Clavicipitaceae. Bases 1 to 1140 code for a protein of 379 amino acids. The record is from RefSeq and is a predicted model, not a curated record.
AUGGAGCUUGACGGCUCCGCCAUGUGUGCAAUGUACAUUGUACAUGCACCUACUCCACCGAUGGGCAGGCACGGCUGGGCCAUCGGGGUGACCCGACGAUUCGGGCAACACCGCACAUGUUUGGUGCAUGUCGUGCCGGCCCGACGUGUUUGGCGACAGCAAUUGACACUUUUCAAUCUUCUUAAGAAGCUCAUUUCCACUCUCCCAUCUCCAUCCUGCUUCUCUAUCAAAAGACAGCCAAUUUCAUCAUCCAGGACCAGCCCUGCCCAUAUUCCCACGUACACCAAGGAUUCCCCGCCAUCCGCCAUGGGCGACAACAAUGUCAGGUCGUACUUUGCUCCGGCAGGCGGACUGCCGCCGCAGACACAGCUUCUCACCGACCGCGCCAUGUUUACCGAGGCAUACGCUGUGAUCCCAAAAGGCACAUUCAGUGACAUCGUCACGAGCUUUCUGCCCUUCUGGGACCAGACGAGACUGUGGGUGAUUGCCCGUCCGCUGUCGGGCUUCGCGGAAACCUUUUCGCAAUACAUCAUGGAGGUUCAGCCCGGCGGCGGCAGCGACCGCCCCGAACUAGAUGACGGCGCAGAAGGCGUAGUGUUCGUCGUCGAAGGCAAUGUAACCAUCACCAUGGCAGACGAGAAACACGUCCUCGCCGAAGGCGGCUAUGCCUAUCUGCCGCCGAAAAGCGGCUGGACCCUACGCAACACAGCUGCCACCACGGCCCGUUUCCACUGGAUACGCAAAGCCUAUGAAUACGUCGACGGGCUUGGUACGCCCGAGCCUCUUUUUCUCAACGAAAAGGACAUUGCACCUUGCGAAAUGCUGGGGACCAACGGUGCUUGGGCAACGACACGCUUUGUCGAUCCCUGCGAUGUGCGCCAUGACAUGCAUGUCAACAUUGUCACCUUUGAGCCUGGCGGUGUCAUCCCGUUCGCGGAAACCCACGUCAUGGAACACGGACUCUAUGUGCUGCAAGGCAAAGCUGUCUACCGCCUGAAUCAGGACUGGGUCGAGGUGGAGGCGGGCGACUUCAUGUGGCUGCGCGCCUUUUGCCCGCAGGCGUGCUACGCGGGCGGCCCUGGCAAGUUCCGUUACCUGCUUUACAAAGAUGUGAACCGGCACAUGAAGCUCUCGAGAUAG